AUGGCGCGUAACUUGGUGAACUUGUUAAUGGUGGUGGGGAUGUGUGGUAGCUUAGUUCUGAAAUCGUCAUUCGGUCAGCUAUUAACCACCCCUGUUCCAGAUGAUGUCAGGGUCAAGUUAUGUGGACUCUUUUCCAUACACUUUCGUGUGGACAUCGAUGACAUGAGUUGGACGGAAGGUCCAGCCCGUGAGCGUUGUGAUGGCUACCAUAUGCUCUCCUACCUCCGUGCUAGAGCAAUGACUUAUGCCAUUGAUGAGAUUAACCAUAAUACCGACAUUCUGAACCACAUCCAACUCGACUACGACAUCAGGGACAUAUGCAACUGGAAGAGUUCGGCACUUCGUGCAGCAUCGCAAUGCCUUGGUUUGGAGUACGACGAGGAAGCGAUCACCCUCAAUUCCGACCCCGCCAUCACCAACCACUCUGCCUUGCUCUUCAUCGGACCUGAUACAUCGGAAAGUGCCGAAACGGUGGCUGACUACGCCCAGAACUUUGGUGUCCCCGUCAUCAGCUACUCAGCUACUAGUGCGUUGCUGAGUGAUCGGACCAAGUACAGGACCUUCUUCAGGACUGUGCCUUCGGACAUUCAUCAAGCAGCUGCUGUAGCUGAACUCAUCGCUAGUGAGGGAUGGAACUGGGUAGGACUUAUCGCA
This is a messenger RNA of Strongylocentrotus purpuratus (purple sea urchin), 654 nucleotides long. RefSeq names its product extracellular calcium-sensing receptor-like. Gene Ontology annotation, molecular function: adenylate cyclase inhibiting G protein-coupled glutamate receptor activity. The annotation marks the transcript as partial. Gene Ontology annotation, biological process: regulation of synaptic transmission, glutamatergic; G protein-coupled glutamate receptor signaling pathway. The record is from RefSeq and is a predicted model, not a curated record. The transcript has a single exon. NCBI's taxonomy places the organism in Eukaryota, Metazoa, Echinodermata, Echinoidea, Camarodonta, Strongylocentrotidae. Gene Ontology annotation, cellular component: membrane.